CUUCCUCUCCUCCAAAGCUAAAACCCUAACCAGUAAAAUCCUACUCUGCCUCCAUCUACUUAUCCAACAAAAAUCUGAACCCUGAAUGAUCCUAUCACUAAUUUGAACUUGGUGCUGCUAAUUUUUCAUUGAAGAGUAUUAAACUUGUUUUUUUUUUCUUCCAUUUCCAACAAGAAUAGGGAGUAUCAAUGUCAAACAUUCCAGAAGAAGUGUACUUGGAAAUCCUCUACAGAGUACCAGUGGAAACAACAUAUGUGUGUAAGUGUGUAUGCAAAUCUUGGUUAGCCAUAAUUUCUGCUCCUGCUGUUGUCAAAAUGCAUCUUAAUGUUACUAUCCAGAAAAACAACCCUAACCUCAUGAUUAAAUACCAUGACCCAAUUCACCAAACUACUCCUUUAUUCUCUGUAAGUUAUGAUUCGUUAUCGUCGUCGAUGAAUGAAAUUGAAGAUGUUGCCCUUAAUAUGGAUUACCCAUUGGAAUCUUAUGGUUUUCUGUUUAAAACAUUGGGUAUUUGUGAUGGUCUGUUUUGCUUAGGUUUCGAAGUUAGUGUUACUGAUGUUCUUUAUCUUUGGAACCCAGCAACAAAAGAAUACAAGGAAUUACCUGAUUCACCAAAUGAAUCUUCUGCUAAUCAAGAGCUUGGGAUUUGUGGGUUUUGUUAUGAUGAUAAGAUUCACGAUUACAAAAUUGUGAAACUGUUACAGUACACUAGAAUUGUGGGAGAUAGUUAUCCGGUCGAUAGGAUCGAUCAGAGUCAAGGAAUGUCUUUGGUUGAUGUUUAUACCAUGGGGUCAAAUUCAUGGAAAAGCAUUGAAUCCGUUGCUUAUAGUUUUCCUAUCUGUGGAGUUCCGGGGGUGCUUGUUAAUGGAGCUCUUCAUUGGUUAGGACAUACCCAAGCGCUACAGCGUUCUCUGGUUAUGGUCUCUUUUAAUGUCAACGAAGAGAGAUUUGAAGAAUUGCAACUACCAAAACAACCCUUUGAGAAAAAGAAUAUAUUUGUAACUUUGGGAUUGCUGAAAGGGUGUCUUUGUGUCAUCAAUAGUGUUGAUUGUGAUCGCUUUCAAAUAUGGAGGAUGCAGGACUAUGGAGUUCGAGAAUCGUGGAAUUUAUGUCAUGUUAUUACCAAUGAAAGAAUAGUGAAUGAUUCUUUAUUAAUCUUGGUUUGGUUCAAGAGUGGUGAGAUUCUAUUUCAGAUUCCUGGUGACCUAGUUUUUUAUGACACAAAGAAUGGAACAGCUAGAGAGCCAAAUAUCCGUAGUUCAUCAUUGGUGUUGAUGAAGCAGGAGACUUAUUUUGAAAGCUUAGUUUCUUUGAACUCUGGUACUUUUGUGCAGCCAUGGAGAAUAGAGGAGGAAAUAAUUGAAGAAUGAGGAAGAAGCCAAUGUGGAGAAGGAUGAUUAUGUCAUUAGUCCUUUUUAUCUGUAAUUGAGGAAUGUCUUUGAAGAGUUUGGAUUCCGGAUUUCCUUUCGUAAAUGAAAUCAGUCUUACAGAUAUGUCAUACCUAGAAGAGAUGUGCUGUUUCUGUCCUUUCUUAAAAAUCUGAUGAUCGUUGGCUACAAAAGCUUGACUGAGUUCUGUUCGUUGCCUUCCCUGCAGCAGUUGUAUUUGUUAUUUAUCGGAGAUUGAUCACAGGUUAGUAAACUUUAUCAGUCGCAGCCUUACCUCUCUCACCAAGCUUCUUUUAGAAAAUUUAGAGGAACCUCUUUUGAAUUCUAAACUUUUAAGGGUAUAAAUACGUAGUUUGAAGGUUGCACUAUUGGCACCUUUCAGAGAUUGGUCUUGAUGAGUUCUAAAGUUUCUUCCAGAUUUAUGAAGAUGGAUUUUGAUUUUGUCUGAAAUUAACCACCUUCUGUGUGUCUUUAACCUAUGAUUUUAAAUCCCUCUUUUCUUAAAGAUCUGUAUGUAUAUCUAUCCUGUUCAACAAAAUUAGCAACAUGAAGAUGUAUAUGAUGCAGCCGGUUUGAUCAAUUUGUAGCAGCCUAGCAGGUAGUCUCUCUGUCUCUGACUUCAAUAUCUUCUUUACUUUGAUUAUGUGUAGAUGAGAUUUGAGGGGUGGUAUGAUUUGAUUUCAGGUUUUAACUUUCUUAUUUACUGUUGUUAGAAUCACUGGGUAUCAGUUUUGUGUUCCGUCUCUGAAUUUUGGUCCUACUUCUGUGGCAGUCUGCAGGUUAUCUUCUUCUGGUUGUAAUUUUCUUUCUUUUUGAUCAAUUUUGUGGCUUUGGUUGUGUUGCAGGCUCGGAGCUCAUUAUUUUGCUACUAAUGGAAAAUCUGCAAGGAAAGGCUAUGGUUUCGGCAGAAGACCCAGAGAUACAAGAAUGAGAUGCUCGAGCUCAACAUUAUAUCUGAGAACACCCCACAAAAAACUAUAAAAGAAGACCUCUGAAGUUGAAACCCCAAAGCGCCCAAGCACCCCAAUACUUCCAGCAACCGUCGCAUUUCCUCAACCACUGCUGCAAUCAAGCUGAAGAUUUUUUUUUUUUUUU
Molecule: messenger RNA, 2483 nt
Organism: Papaver somniferum (opium poppy)
Lineage: Eukaryota; Viridiplantae; Streptophyta; Magnoliopsida; Ranunculales; Papaveraceae
Product: F-box/kelch-repeat protein At3g23880-like
Exons: 2
Coding region: 189-1370 (393 amino acids)
Molecular function (GO): protein binding
Source: RefSeq, a predicted model, not a curated record